Nilaparvata lugens (brown planthopper) is the source of this 9468-nucleotide messenger RNA. RefSeq lists its product as uncharacterized. The record is from RefSeq and is a predicted model, not a curated record. The coding region runs from base 746 to 6925 and encodes 2059 amino acids. NCBI's taxonomy places the organism in Eukaryota, Metazoa, Arthropoda, Insecta, Hemiptera, Delphacidae. Gene Ontology annotation, molecular function: protein binding. The transcript has 14 exons.
CAGACUGGCAGUGGUGGAAGUCCCCUAUUCUACUCUAUCUUUCACUACUGAGUCCCAGCACAGAUGUGUGCGUGAGUAGAUAGCCAACUGUUGUUGGUAAACAUAACCAAACCGCGGUCGUUUCAUUGGAUAUUCCCACGUUUAUCAAACUUCUUCCAUAUUAUUGAGUUUAUUAGACUAAUUUAAACAUAACUGAACUGUUUCUCAAUAAUAUUUGACGUCUUUAAGUUCAGGCUAAUCGUGUCGUGUGUUAACCUAAUUCCAAUCCUCCGGUUUCUGGAAGUUGAACCGACGUGGUUUUGUCGUGUCUCGUGUAGUUGUGUUUCUUUUUCGUUUUGACAUUUAUUUUCCGUUCUGAAUAAUUCGCGCGUGAAUUUCAUGAGUUGACUAACUUUGUUCUUCAUUUAGUUAUUUGAUAAUAAUUCUGUACAUUACCUACUGUGUCUUAUACUGUGCUUGUUUCUGGAAACUACUGUAUCUAGUCUGUGUUUUUGAAUUCUUCGGCUACCGAUCGGCUCAAAGACUACCCAAUUUUCAAAGAUACAUCGGCCUCCUGACACUUCUUUGGUUAUUCACAAACAGCCUAAUCUCAUGAAUGUGUCGGCCCAGUUAUGAUGCUGUAGGGAGUGAAUGUGAAGUUGGAUACUAGAAGCAUGUUCUUGUGACUGCUGCUCUCCAUGUGUGAUCGGUUCUCGACUGGCCAAUCUUGAAUGGGUUUCUCAAGUUAGCAGAUCAGAUCUGCACAAUGGAGACAACAGUGGUCAGAACGAAUGGACUGGAACCUGGGCACAAGCAGCAACACAGCUAUGACUCGGGAGCAUAUAUAGAGUGGCCUGGGGAAGAAGGUUUACGGGACGAGGUUGAACCGAAAUUCGCCAGCAAUGUAACUGGAGAGUUUGUGACUGUAGUUGCUGUAGAACCGGCCGACCCUCAGCCGUCGCCCUAUGUCACAGUGCUAGCCAUUGGAGACGAGCCAACCAAUGCACCGCCUCUAGUUGAAGACGAUGCAGAAGAUGUACUUGUCUACAGACUGCCGGGAGAGAGGCUGGGCUUUGCAUUAAAAUUCGAAGGUGGUUUGAAAACUACUGAAAAUGUUGGCAAACUGUACAUCCAGUCGUGUGCUCCAGACAGCCCAGCAUCCAGAACCAAAGCAUCCUGGGGUCCUCUGGGUGCUGGUGAUGAAGUAUUGGAAAUUGAUGGUCAAAAGGUGUGUGAGAUGACACGUAUUGAUUGUGUACGAUUGCUGAAAGAAUCCAAUGUAGUGAUCAAACUACGUAUAAGACCACUCCAUAAAGAUGUGGUUGCUGUUGAGGGGCCUGCAACCGAUUCAUCACCCCCUCCACCACCCAUUCCUCCCAGGAAGACUCCCCGCCGAAACUCAACAGCUAAAGAGAAACCCGCAAUAGUGUGUCCACCGGAUGGCUUUGCUGAUUUGGAUUCAUCAAAUGUAAAAAUCAAUGGUAUCAAACCCGAUGAUAAUUUGCCAGAAGCUGAAGUGUACAUGGACCUUUUAGCGAAAGAAGCAGAGAUCCCUGUGGGGGAAUCAGAAUCUGAUGACACCGGGAGCAGUAUAUCAACAGUUGUGGAUCGAUUGUCAUCUAAUUCAAGUUUCUCAGAUGUCAGAUCAAUCACGUCGCUGGAUAUAACUGCACCCCCAACUCCAACUGUAACAACUGCGACCACCUUCGAUUUGGAUCGUGUGUUGGAGCCUUUUCUACAGUUGGAAAGAGAGUUCUCAUCCAGUGCUACAUCUGUUGAGAAUUCACUUUUCACCAAGCUGGUAGCACUGACUGAGUCGCAGUCUCAUGCAACAGUUUCCAGGAAGUCGUCUGCCAGUGUGAAUGAUGACGAGGCAUUGCAGCCACCUGAAAACUUCAAGGAUUCACCAGAAAAUGUGGCAGUUGAUGAAAACAAGGAGGAAGAGGAUUGUGGUAUUGUGAUGAAACCCAACCCCAGAACAGUGCAUAAUGUGAAUGUGGAUGUGGAAGCUCCCGAAUUGCCACCAAAACCAACUCCCAGGAAAGAUUUGAAAUCAAAGUUUAAGAGUGGGAAGAAACGUCCUCCACCGCCCCCUCCGCCCCGUUCUGAUCGGCCCCUGUGUCCUGACCCUGAGUCGCCUCCUGUCAACGACCAGGCAUCCUAUGAUGGAGAGUGUGACUCUGAUCACUUGCCACGUCUCAUUGACUUUGUGCCCAAGGAUCGCACCGAUGUGGUCGUGCCCAAUGCCAUUCAUCCCGAUCCCAACCAAUUGGACCUUCUCAUCCAGCAGAGGCGCCUCCUGGAUCUCAUCAGUUCCAAGCCAGAGUCGGCGGAUGUCCCCCACAGCGAGGCAGAGGCUGAUUCCUCCUGGUAUCCAUGUGAUGUGCUCGAUACUAUUGGUGAAAUGGAUGAGGAGCAGCAGCUACCUUCGUUUAUAACGGAGACGGUAGCUGAUGAUGUGGAGGAAGAUGUGACAGCAGGACAAGAAAAUGUUCGCUCAGAAGUCUCUAUAAUUGGAGAAAAAGAAGAAGAAGAGCGAAAAGAAGAGGAAGUGAAUUAUAGAAAUGGUGCAGAUGAGAAGGAGGAUGGUGAACUCAUCGUUGAAGGAGAUGACUGCUCGGAAACUCCUGAAAUCAUUGAGAAAGAUCAAACACACGUAGCUUGUGUUGACGAACCAGAACUCAAAACAGAGGACGCUUCAGUUGAAGGCGACAACUUGCAGGAGGCUGCUGACGUCGACCAGAAGCCGUCCACAGUCGAAAACGACAAAGGAGAAGGAGAGGCGGAAGAGAACGAAGAAGGAGGAGAGUUGAAAGAGAACGAAGUGAGGGAAGAACCGGAAGAGGAUAAAGAGUCCGUUGCAGCGCCGGUGACGUCUGCCGUCGAGCUCAAUCGUGAACAAGAUAAUGGAUUGCCUUUACUGCCUGCAGACAAUGUUGCUGAUAUUCCGGCUCGCAUACUAGCUGCUGAUGACGUUCAGGCUACUAACAAAACAGGUAAACGGGGGAUUAACAAAUGUGAUGUGGCUCCAGUUUUGGUUGGUGCCAGAAGAGCUAUGGAUACAUUGGUGUCGGACAUAACUGCACUGAACUUGUCACCGCCACCGAGCUUCUCACGGCUGCCGCCAGAUGGACACGAGUUCCCACCCGACUACCAGGAGUACCAGGACCAGCCUAACUACCAGGAGCCUCACUACCAGGACCCCAAAUACCAGGAGCAACAGCUCACUGCCAAGGCACUCUCCUCCCCCCCACCGCUGCCCUGCUCUGCCCCGCCAAUAAUGCGCAAACCGGUCAUGCGCAGUAGUUCUGCUCAGCAGCCAGAUCUGUCGGAGGGUGCUGAAGAUGGACCAGGCAAGUGUGGAACGCGUCCGCCUCCAUCGUGGCGGAAUGAUGAGAAAAGUGAGAAGAGCGUUCGUGACAAGAUUGCCAUGUUCUCGAAUGUGAAUGAUGAGGCGCCCAUCUAUCCGGCUGCCAGCGCCCAACCUGUGCGGGCAAACCGAAAGUUGAACAGGUUCAAGAGCUCUGAAGACGUGUUUUUGUCGAACGGGGGUAGCGCAUGCGCAGACAGUCCAUCGCACAUCUUGCCAGGUGGCAAGCUGCUCUCACGAUCGGUCAUGUCUGUCGACAAGGUUGUCUCCUCCUCCGCCGCCUCCUCUAGUCCCUACCUGCCCGAGUCAGACGACGUCAGGACCAUGAAGAAGGGCACCCUCACCUACAGUAGUUCCGUUGAUGUCUCGCCUCUCGAGAGGCGCAUCAAAACGAACGGCGUGCUUGAGUUUGCCAACAGAACGUGCAGUUCAACUGAUCUGACGUCAUCAGCGUCAUCCACAUCGUCAGCCUACUCUUCCUGCUCACCUGAGUCCUCCCUGUCACCAACCAUCUCUCCCUAUGUCGGCUACUCCAGUACACUCCCUAGAAAGAAUCAAACCGAGAGGAAGACUUCUUUGGCCUCCACACGAUCCCCAAGCCUUGACGGCGGCAACAAGUCACAUACAACCGGCCUCUCCCGUGCGGUCAGUUUCACAGUUGGCAGUAAACUGCACACCCGUUCACAGAGUCUUGUAGAUGUUGGAUCAGGUCUCAACAAGUAUGUGCCAAAAUCAAUCAACAACAGCAACAAUACUGAAGAAGCUCGACGCGCUUCGUUGAAUGCUCUCAUUGAACAACGCCGUAGAAGUAUCUCAAAACUACGCGGUCUUGUUAUACCCGAGAAAGUCAAUGAAGUUCCAUCUAUUCGUCAAACAAUACUCGAUCUACCUGAAAUAAUCAGCAAAGAUGCUGUGCUACCCGCUAAGAAGAGCACGGAAGAAACAAGACUGCAGAGUAUCAACUCGUAUAGAAUCGGAAGUAGUUGUAUUAAACCAACUGCAACACAAACGGCAAGCACCAAUUUGUUGACACCUCCCUGGAAAAGUGAAACAGACACAGGGGUGGACCUGCCCAAGUACUCACCAGCCUUCAAACGCAAAUCACUGGCCGUCUAUGGCAUUUCAUCGUCAGCCUCAUCAGUCUCAUCGUCACUCAGCUCCAGCCGGGAAGAGUUACGGCCCUACUUUGAUAACAAUUCUACAAACAACUUCAGUAAGAUAUCAAAAAUGAACAAAGUUGCUGCCAGAAACGGCUACAUGUCUAGUGAUACAGAUGCAUUACAAAACAAUGAGCCACCCAAGUCGUUGGAGAGCAUUACAUCACCAACGAGAUCUGACAUUAGUUUCGAGUUUGUUAGUAGCAGCCCCAGUUCACCCGAUGAUAAGAUGAUGACCAAUGGUUCGUCGCAGUCGUCACUCAGGAACAACCAUGAGCCCGAAGUGACUCCUGUCAUCAAGAUGACGAACGGCGGCGGCAAACGUCAGCAGUUGUCAGUUGAUGGCAGGCGGUCGACAGGUGAGGAGAGCGACAACGAUUCGGCUGUCAGUUCGUCGAGGUCGAGUAUCUCGCACGACUUCUCGCCGCCACCUUCGCCGCUGCCCGAUCACCUGCGUGACGGUCGCCAACAUGAUGGCACCCUGUCGCCAUCCAACUCAGCCAGCAGCGGUGAUCAGCGUACCUUGAGGAGAACUCUGUCGUCAGAGACCACCGCAUCAGCUGCCUCGUCUACCGCGUCAACCCUCACGUCAGGCUCACAGGCCAGCUGCAGCAGCUCCAAUAGCGACAGCAUGAAUCGGCGCGUGCUCAAAGCACAGAGUGUCGAAGCGAUCAACCGAAAAAAUGUGCUGUCCUCAGCACGCUUCAGCAGUGGCCAAGAUUUGAAAGUCGGUUCACCACUUAUUCAGAGAAAAUUCGAAAACGAGAAUAUUUUAGACGUUGAUGUUGAAAACGAUAAUAAUCAAACUAAUGAUCAACAACAUACUAAGAAUUUCAUUGAGAAACUGAACGAAACACUUCUGAAAGAAGAUUCUAUAGAGACAGGAUCCAAUGAUCAGAAUGAAGAAGAUGGAGAGGAGUUGAUAUGCUACCAGAUUGCGCAGUCAACCAAUGUUAAUUUCGAGUUGAACCCAACUAAAGUGGCCUACAUGGAGGUGGAGGUAGUGGACGGCAACAACAUGGCCGCCACAGAGUCUGAGCAAAUGUUGUCAGAUAGCAGCAGCAGUAAUCCAUCAAGUAUGGAUGGGCUCAGUUACGGAUACUCGUCCGACUCGAAAAUCAUGUACAAUGGGUCGGAGAAUGAAUGCGACAACAACAAUGGCUUUUACAGUGGGAGUUACAAGGAGAGUGAUAAGAACAGUGAGAGGCGUGUUGUGAAGAAGGAUGUUGCCAAAAAUGAUAAGAGUUCUGCGAUAUCAAACGAGAAAUCUGGACAGAAGGAGGUUGAGGAUAGAGUGAAUGGACAGAAAGAGGCGGCGAACGGCGGUGGAAAAGUGAUGGCAUCGUCGUCUGCGAGGGUGGCAGGCACGCGACGAUCGGUGAGUGUGAACGACAUCCGGAAGGCGUUCGAGAAGGCCGACCUGUCGGUGAACAAGCAGUCGAUGAAGAGUGCUGCGGUGAACGGUUACAGUCACAGUCACAGUCAUGCUCGGGUCUCGUCAUUGGACUCGACGGCCAGCGAGGACAGCAGCUGUGUGCAGACUCCCACGCACUUCGGAUCAAUCACCAAUCUGCAAAAGGAGCAGCAGUUUGGAAGCAUCACGUCACUCGCGUCAUCCACCAGUCUCAUAUCGCAACAGGAAUUGCAGCAGCUGAUUGACGACGCGAACCAGACGCUGGAGGAGAGUGGUCGGGGUGGUGGGGGUAGCGGAGGUGUGAGCAUGGGCCACGAGGUGUUGGUGGUGAUCCUGCACCGCGACCUGCCUGCUAGCAGUGUGGGCAUCACUCUGGCCGGCGGUGCCGAUUACGAGUCCAAGCAGAUCACUGUUCACAAAGUGUUGGCGGGCAGUCCGGCUGACCGUGAUGGCCGCAUCCAGAAAGGGGACAGAAUCCUGUCCAUCAAUGGCAAAAGCAUGAAGGGAGUCACGCACAGAGAAUCUCUAACUAUUCUCAAGGCUCCCCGACCGGAAGUGGUCUUGGUGGUUUCAAGAUGGCGGCCGGAGGGUGGUCAGGAGGGGGUUUCACCGCCAGAGGACCCCCUGGUGGUCAGCAUCAGAAACAACCAGCGACAUCCGCGCAUUCCGGAGCAGCCUCUUGACCUCACCACCGCUCUACUCAUUGAAAAAGAGUGUGUGUCCCGAGGGCCGCCGGUAACAGUGUGCCUGCAGAAGGAUGGCGCCGGCCUUGGCUUCAGCCUCGAGGGAGGCAAGGAUUCGCCGCUCGGCGACAUGCCGCUCACCAUUAAGAAAAUAUUCACUGGUGGUUGUGCGGAGAAGAGCGGCCAGCUGUUCGCAGGUGACGAGCUUUUGGUUGUGAAUGGAACCGACGUGACUGGCAUGUCACGCAUCGAGGCAUGGUCGCUCAUGAAGCGCCUCGCCGACGGACGAGUCACGCUCAGUCUACGCCACAAGACCGUAUAGGAGCCCUACACUACACGACAACAGACACAUAGAACACAUGUAGCAGGAUGAGGAAAAAAGCACAGAGAGGAAAAUAACAGAUAAGAUGAGAGAAGAGAGAUGAUAAGAACAAGGGUGGAAGUGAAGUGGUAUUGUAAAUCAAACUCUGUGUUUCUGUUGGAAAAAAGAAUGGAUAAGGUGAAAGAAGAGAGAGGAUAAGAACAGGGGUGAAAGAGAAGUAGUAGUGUAAGGCAAACUGUUGUGCCUAAAUUAAUUCCUUAAGUUAUUCCUUCAACAUGUUGGAAAUACAGUAUCUAUAACAAAUUCCGAAUAUAGAGGAAAACCAAGCGAGAGAAAGUAAGACUAACAUGCUGUAGUAGAGCAGAGGAAAAAGAGGAACAUUGAAGGAUAAUGUACGAUAUGAAUAAGAAGUGAGAUGAAGUGAGUUUAGUGCUCUCUUGAAUUAAGGAGUAGCCUAUGUUACCUAUCCCUCUGAAACACAGUUCCAAUAUUUGAAUCUAAAAGAAAAGAAAUUGGAUAAUUAAGGGGAAGAAUGAAGCUGGACAUGAAAAAGAAGCAGGCAAAGGAAGAUAAAGGAGAAUGAAACUGAUAGAAAAAUAGGAACUGUUUUUGGAUUGAAUCAAAUUCCUCUUGAAACUUAUGUAAAUGUGUUGACAUUCAAUCCCAAUUGGUUAGAAAUACUAGGCAGUGAUUUUUCAGUGAAUCUCUUGUGGCUUUCCAAUAACUCCAAGACUGAGUGUUUAGUUCAGAUUUGAAGGCGGUGGAAUUUUGAAUAUAGUAAUGAAGGAAACAACAACUCAUCAACGAAGAUCCGAGCGAACGACUAAGCUGUGGAUACAAUUAAGACCAAUACUUGAUGUGUUAUUCAAAACAUAAAUGGUAGUUGUAGAAUGUAGGUAAUAGAUGGACGUUAUUAACUGGUGCUACAACAGUGUAUUUAGCGAGUGGACUAUUAAUUGGCGAACAUUUUUUUCGGCCGGGAUUUGCGAAUAUACACCAGAAUAGAUUUUCGGCUUUCAGUGAGAUGUGUGGAGACUGUCGCUUCUGAAGACUGAAUUAUGUAACAAGUGCAAUUAUUAAUGAAUUUUGAAAACUGUAAAAGGACCUAUUAACAAUAAAAGGACAAGUAACAAUAUUCUCUGAUUAUUGAAUAAUUACUAACUUUGUGAAAGUAUUUUUCUAUUAUUACAAAGAGUCAAGUUAAUCAAGGGUUUUUGAUUGUGUCAUGAUUGAUAUCAUGUAUCCAAAACAAACCAAUUAGAAAUUGAUGAUUUACAUAAAAAUUUAUUAAAAGAUGGCAGAAUAAAAAAUAUAUUGAGCAUGAAAAUGAAUGAGAAACCUUUGAAGUAAUUUUUGUGCAAGUUUGUUACACUUUGUGUAACUUAUAAUAUUUCCAUCUUAUGAAGAUUUUAUCUCCUGCUUGUAAAAGAAUAAAUAAGAGAAAUCUGUCCAAAUUUGUCAAAUUGGAAAAAAGACAGACUGAUUUUCUGAAAUUUGAAGAACUUUCAGGUUGGCUAUUGCCAUAAAGGCCUGAGAAUCAUGAAAAUAACAAUGAAUUGCAUUUUAAAUGCUUUGCAUAAUAAUCUGUGAUAAAUUUUUGAAUAGUAUGCAUUAAACUAUACUUCUGAGUAUUGGAGUAUUAAAUUAUGCAUAUACAAGUUUGAUCAAAAUUAAUGUAAGUCAUUGUAUCUUUAUUAUCUAUUCUGUAUAUUAUAUUAUUAUUGGAUAAAUUCGUUGCUUAAUGAAAUUAACUACUGUAUCUACUAAUAUUUUUAUCGAUCCUUGUGCACUAUCAGAUGCAUAAUAAUAUGAAAAAUUAUUUAUCUUCGAGAGUUUUAAUUUCAUUAAAAAUAAUAUAUAUUUUGCGAAUAAUAAUUUAUAUUAAUACUGCCUUAAUUCAUUUGUAUCAUUUAAUUGUAGCCUAUAUCCUGCUAUUAUCUGAUGUAUCCUGACGUAAAUUUGUAUGCUAAUAAUGUACAUAAAAUGUAUUUUUCAAUGUGUAUCAUAUAGUUUCCUAAUUAUAUUUUUAUAAAUAUGUGUACAGAGUCCAUCAUAUUAUUGUAGCUCAGAAGGCUAUUAUUGUUUGAUUAUGUUUUGAAUUUUCAUGUUUCAAUUAUAUUUGUGUUAAUAUGUUCGAACAAGACAAUAGAGUUCCAAGUUCUAUGAGAACAAGAAAUUUCAAUUGGAUUAAAACUGUUCCAUCAAUUAUUUAUUUUCAAUUUAAAUACAUUAAUCAAGAAAUAAAAAACCAAUAGUCUCUUGUAAUAGUGGAGAAAGAUUAGAACAGGAGUAGUAACUAAUGUCUCAAGAUAAUUGUUUCAAUUAUAGACUACCACUAAAUUUCUGUAAACUUUCAGUAAGUUACAGUAUUUAAAAUGUUUCUAUGCAAUGAAUCAGAUUCAUAAGGCCCAUCAAAUAAAAGUGUGUGUAACAUAGAUAUGAUACUUAUAUAUUACUAUAAUCUUAUUAGCUAUGAGAUCAGUAACGAAUAAUUAUUAUGUACUGUUCAGUUCAUAAAAUCUUUCAUAAAUUGUUGAAUAAUU